CAAUCAGUUUCAUUUUGUCAAGAAGUGCUCCUGAAACACAAGAUACUGCCAAGGUGAUGAUGUGAACUGCAUAAUGAAGGAGGUCUUAUUCAUCAUCAACUCUCUUUAUUUUUUGCACCCUUUAAAAGAUAUGAGCAUGCGAAUUACAUUAAAAAUAUUCUUGCAGAUUAUCGUGUUUGUGUAUACGAAAUAUAAUAUUUUCUUAUAAUAGUGCAUCACUCAUGAGAUUAUUAGAUUGAUGGUUCAAUAUUAGAAUACUCACCUUGCUAUGUAGUAGAUCAAGAGGCUUAAACCCCCAAAUUAAUAAUUUUUUAAAGAAAAUUUCUGAUGAAGCAAAAUAAUAAUAAUUUUUCUAGUUUAUGUAGAUAUGGAUCAUUUUAAAGUUAAAUUAAUAUCCAUGGCUGACCAGUAACAUUUUAUGAGCAAACAAAGUUGUGCCCCUCCAAAUACAGCCCCCAUCUCAUUUUCUUCCACAUUUUUUCUUCAUCAUUCUCUUGCUGGUGGUUUCAUCAUCUUGUCUUAGCAAAAGAAAAUGAUCAGUUUACUAACAUCACAGGGAUUCACCAAGUCCCUUGCCAUGACAAUUCUUUCAGAAGUGGGAGAUCGGACGUUUUGUGUUGCUGCACUGCUUCUGAUGCUAGCUUCUGCAUAUUGUAAGAUCUUGGCAAUGCGGUAUCCAAGGAAAAGUGUCUUGCUAGGCUGCCUGGUUUCUGUGAUUGCUAUGACUAUUGUCUCUGCUCUGCUUGGUUGGGCUGCACCAAAUCUGAUUUCCAAGAAAUGGACACAUCAUAUCACAACCUUGCUCUUCUUUGGCUUUGGUCUUCGUUCUUUGUGGGAAGGAUUCACAGAGGAUGAUGAUGACAAUGAAGAACUGGAAGAAGUUGAAAAGGAAUUGGAAAAGGACUUAAAGGCCAGCGCUAGAAAAUCAAAAACAAUUUCUAAGAAAGAUGAGAAUUUGAAGAAGCAACAUAAACCGUCUCUCACACAUUUCAUCUCACCUGUCUUCUUGAAGGCAUUUUCCCUCACAUUUUUUGGUGAAUGGGGUGACAAGAGUCAGCUUGCAACAAUUGGGUUGGCAGCAGAUGAGGACACUAUUGGAGUGAUCCUGGGUGGAAUUCUGGGACAAGUACUCUGCACCGUGGCUGCUGUUCUGGGUGGAAAGAGCUUGGCCUCAAGAAUAUCCGAGAGACUGGUCUCCAUUUUGGGAGGAUUUCUCUUUCUGGUUUUUGGUGUUCAAUCUCUUCUUUCCCCAAGCGAAUGACAUGUUCUAUAUCAAAUAAUUUUUGACAAACUUGUACGUUUUAAUCUGCUUAAAAAAAGAGGAGAGUUAGGACCCUUGGGAAUGUUUGGUCAAGCUUAAAAUUUAGCAUAGCCACCCUAUAAAGAUGUUGAAGGUUUCUCACAGAGCUGUGUAUCACUUUAUGUGUGGGAGAAAACUAUUCCAAAUCUGUUGUUCCUAAGCCUUUUUUAUAAGUAAUUUUCUCAUUACAUAGCCA
Messenger RNA from Hevea brasiliensis (rubber tree), 1496 nucleotides. Its product is annotated as GDT1-like protein 4. Gene Ontology annotation, biological process: manganese ion transmembrane transport; Golgi calcium ion transport; calcium ion transmembrane transport. The record is from RefSeq and is a predicted model, not a curated record. Gene Ontology annotation, molecular function: calcium ion transmembrane transporter activity; manganese ion transmembrane transporter activity. The transcript is spliced from 12 exons. Lineage: Eukaryota; Viridiplantae; Streptophyta; Magnoliopsida; Malpighiales; Euphorbiaceae. Gene Ontology annotation, cellular component: Golgi apparatus. The coding region runs from base 533 to 1261 and encodes 242 amino acids.